Messenger RNA from Haliotis rubra (blacklip abalone), 1902 nucleotides. RefSeq lists its product as uncharacterized. The record is from RefSeq and is a predicted model, not a curated record. The transcript has 2 exons. NCBI's taxonomy places the organism in Eukaryota, Metazoa, Mollusca, Gastropoda, Lepetellida, Haliotidae. The coding region runs from base 316 to 1848 and encodes 510 amino acids.
UGUUGAAAGUCGAUUGAUUAAUCGUGUUUUAGUAUUUUGAAUGUUGCAGUGUUGUUUAUCCUUUCAAUCAGCUUCUUGUUGAGAUGUGAAUUUCCUUUGAGCUUUAUUUGUUUAAUAAAAUAGAUGUAAAAUUAAACUGUCCCGAUUCGGGAUUUUUCUAUUAUAUACCACCAUUAUCAAUGUAUGUCUGCUGACUGCAAUUUUAUACAUAAACCACCAGGAAAAAGAAAGUGUAAACAAGAAAUCUGAUGUGACGAAAACGUUACAAACGUUAUCAAGACGUUAUAUCCUGCAAACACUCGCCCAAACGUUAUCAUGACGUUAUAUCCUGCAAACACUCGCACAAAUGUUACAAACGUUAUCAAGACGUUAUAUCCUGCAAACACUUGCACAAACGUUACAAACGUUAUCAAGAUGUUAUAUCCUGCAAACACUCGCCCAAACAUUAUCAAGACGUUAUAUCCUGCAAACACUCGCCCAAACGUUACAAACGUUAUCAAGACGUUAUAUCCUGCAUACACUCGCCCAAACGUUAUCAAGACGUUAUAUCCUGCAAACAUUCGCCCAAACGUUAUCAAGACGUUAUAUCCUGCAUACACUCGCCCAAACGUUAUCAAGACGUUAUAUCCUGCAUACACUCGCCCAAACGUUAUCAAGACGUUAUAUCCUGCAAACACUCGCCCAAACGUUACAAACGUUAUCAAGAUGUUAUAUCCUGCAUACACUCGCCCAAACGUUAUCAAGACGUUAUAUCCUGCAAACACUCGCCCAAACGUAACAAACGUUAUCAAGACGUUAUAUCCUGCACACACUCGCCCAAACGUUUACAAACGUUAUAAAGACGUUAUAUCCUGCACACACUCGCCCAAACGUUACAAACGUUAUCAAGACGUUAUAUCCUGCAAACACUCGCCCAAACGUUAUCAAGACGUUAUAUCCUGCACACACUCGCCGAAACGUUAUCAAGACGUUAUAUCCUGCAAACACUCGCCCAAGCGUUACAAACGUUAUCAAGACGUUAUAUCCUGCAAACACUCGCCCAAAAACGUUAUCAAGACGUUAUAUCCUGCAAACACUCGCCCAAACGUUACAAGCGUUAUCAAGACGUUAUAUCUUGCACACACUCGCCCAAACGUUAUCAAGACGUUUUAUCUUGCAAACACUCUCCCAAACGUUAUCAAGACGUUAUAUCUUGCACACACUCACCCAAACGUUAUCAAGACGUUAUAUCCUGCAAACACUCGCCCAAACGUUACAAACGUUAUAUCCUGCAAACACUCGCCCAAACGUUAUCAAGACGUUAUAUCCUGCAAACACUCGCCCAAACGUUAUCAAGACGUUAUGUCCUGUAAAAACACUCGCCCAAACGUUAUGAAGACGUUAUAUCCUGCAAACACUCGCCCAAACGUUACAAACGUUAUCAAGACGUUAUAUCUUGCACACACUCGCCCAAACGUUAUCAAGACGUUAUAUCCUGCAAACACUCGCCCAAACGUUAUCAAGACGUUAUAUCCUGCAAACACUCGCCCAAACGUUAUCAAGACGCUAUAUCCUGCAAACACUCGCCCAAACGUUAUCAAGACGUUAUAUCUUGCACACACUCGCCCAAACGUUAUCAAGACGUUAUAUCUUGCACACACUCGCCCAAACGUUAUCAAGACGUUAUAUCCUGCAAACACUCGCCCAAACGUUAUCAAGACGCUAUAUCCUGCAAACACUCGCCCAAACGUUAUCAAGACGUUAUAUCCUGCAAACACUCGCCCAAACACUAAGCCAAAGGGUCUGAACACGACAAUGAUAUCCAUAUCAAAUACAUCACUACAGCAAACCAAACUAGAUAGCAUAUGACUGUAUAAACAAUUCAAUGACUGUAUAAACAAUACAAUUAAAACAUAACAUGAU